This is a messenger RNA of Panicum hallii, 2896 nucleotides long. RefSeq names its product protein ASPARTIC PROTEASE IN GUARD CELL 1-like. Gene Ontology annotation, biological process: proteolysis. NCBI's taxonomy places the organism in Eukaryota, Viridiplantae, Streptophyta, Magnoliopsida, Poales, Poaceae. Gene Ontology annotation, molecular function: aspartic-type endopeptidase activity. Bases 870 to 2420 code for a protein of 516 amino acids. The record is from RefSeq and is a predicted model, not a curated record. The transcript has a single exon.
AACCGCUCCUUUUGCUUAUCCUUGUGGGUAUAGCAGAACGCUUGGAACGCCUGGAGCAAGCGAAGGAACCGCCUGGAGCUCGUGAAAUUUCGCGGGACCAUGUCGCGGUCGGGCUCGAUUCCGCAGGAUGCAAAGACGGGUAGGUGAACGGCGCAGGCAGGGCGCAAGACGACGGCGCCACAUCCUUGAAUACCCGUCGGCAGCGCCGCGCCGGUAUCAAAUACUAGUGUGUAGUAGGUGGCGUUUGUCUUUACACAACUGUAGUUUGGGAGCACGCAUGGCGCCAACAGAUGUUCAACCGCAGGGUUACUAAGAGCAAAUCUUCGCACCGACGCAAGCUGCGCGCUCCCGAUCCUAGCAUAAACGAACAAACCUUAAUUGGACGCUGCUGCAGUGCCGCUGCCGGAGUACGACCCCGAGGUUACGGCCGGUGGUGGCCGUAAAACGCACGGCCCGGGCAGCCAUGCCAUCGCUCCAGUCCUGCACGGAGAUUUGGGGAUGAUGAUUCUGCGCCUGGCGCCCUAACCUAAUCCUGCGACCGAAAUGAUUGCUCGCCCCGCCUCCCCCGGCCAAGAGCGUGCCCCCACCAGACCACCACCGUCUCGCCUGCUGCCGCUGCAGCUUAAAGGCUUCCUCGGCUCCGCUCGCCGCCGCGCGGGGUGGAAGCGGCUUGGUUAAUCCAGCACCGGAAUGACGUGAUCUUCCAUUCCAUUCCAUCAUCCACCCUCAUCACUGCAGGCUGAAGCAGACGGCCUUGAAAAAUCCCACCACCUUCCUCGCUCCCUGCAUCACUCGUUCCUCCCCCCGCCACUCCCGAGUCCCCGCUCCGCUGCCCACUACUCGCGCCACCGACCGGUAGCGGCGCCACAAUGCGGCCGCCUACCCUUCUCCCGCUCGCCGCCGCCGCCCUCCUCGUCCUCCUCCUCCUCGCCGCCGCCCCGACGCCCGCCGCCUCCCGCCACCACCGCCCCGCGCCGGCGGCGGACACGGAGACGCUCGACGUCGCCGCCUCCCUCUCCCGCGCGCGCGCCGCGCUCUCCACCGACGCCGCCGCCUCGCUGCACCAGUCCGCCGCGGCGGCCGGGAAGCCCAAGCGCCGCACCCCGCGGCCGCGGAAGGGCGCCUCCUCCUCCUCCCCGCUCACGCUGCGGCUCCACGCGCGGGACUUCCUGCCGGGGGAGCAGGGCCGGCACGAGAGCUACCGGUCCCUGGUGCUGUCCCGGCUCCGGCGCGACGAGUCCCGCGCCGCGGCGGUGUCGGCGCGCGCGGCGCUGGCCGCGGACGGGGUGACGCGCCUGGACCUGCGCCCCGCCAACGCGUCGGCGGUGUUCGCGGCGUCCGCGGCGGCGAUCCAGGGCCCCGUGGUGUCCGGCGUGGGGCAGGGCAGCGGCGAGUACUUCUCCCGCGUCGGGAUCGGGAGCCCCGCGCGGCAGCUGUACAUGGUGCUGGACACCGGCAGCGACGUCACCUGGGUGCAGUGCCAGCCCUGCGCCGACUGCUACCAGCAGUCGGACCCCGUCUUCGACCCCUCCCUCUCCGCCUCCUACGCCGCCGUCUCCUGCGACUCCCCGCGCUGCCGGGACCUCGACACCGCCGCCUGCCGCAACGCCACGGGCGCAUGCCUCUACGAGGUGGCCUACGGCGACGGCUCCUACACCGUCGGCGACUUCGCCACCGAGACGCUCACGCUGGGGGACUCGCAGCCCGUCAGCAACGUCGCCAUCGGGUGCGGCCACGACAACGAGGGGCUCUUCGUCGGCGCCGCGGGGCUGCUCGCCCUCGGCGGGGGCCCGCUCUCGUUCCCGUCCCAGAUCUCCGCCACCACCUUCUCCUACUGCCUCGUGGACCGCGACUCCCCCGCCGCGUCCACGCUCCAGUUCGGGGACGGCGCCGCCGAGGCCGACACCGUGACGGCCCCGCUCCUCCGCAGCCCGCGCACGAGCACCUUCUACUACGUCGCCAUGACCGGCAUCUCCGUGGGCGGGCAGCCGCUGUCCAUCCCGCCCUCCGCCUUCGCCAUGGACGCCGCGUCGGGGUCGGGCGGCGUCAUCGUCGACUCCGGCACCGCCGUCACGCGGCUCCAGUCCGCGGCCUACGCGGCGCUCCGCGACGCCUUCGCCCGGGGCACGCCGUCGCUGCCCCGCGCGCCCGGGGUGUCGCUGUUCGACACGUGCUACGACCUGUCGGACCGGACCAGCGUGGAGGUGCCCGCCGUGUCGCUGCGGUUCGAGGGCGGCGGCGCGCUGCGGCUGCCGGCGAAGAACUACCUGAUCCCCGUGGACGGCGCCGGGACCUACUGCCUGGCGUUCGCUCCCACGAACGCCGCCGUGUCCAUCAUCGGGAACGUGCAGCAGCAGGGCACCCGCGUCAGCUUCGACACCGCCAAGGGCGCCGUCGGCUUCACGGCCAACAAGUGCUAGCCUGGCAGUGGCAGGGCAGGGCGAGCUUAAUUAGCGGGGCAACCGUCCUCCCUGUUAAUGACUAGCAGUAGUGGAGUGAUUAGUAGAGGAGGUAAUUAAUGUAAUGUUAUUAGUAAGCGGGUCGGUUGUGGGGCCGAGAGGAGAGGAGGAGGGCCCACACGUGGGGUCUGCGCCCUGCCGCUGCCGGUCUGGGGAAACCCGUAAGGCGAAGGCGAGGACAGGUGAUUCCAUGCCAGGCUGUGCGGUGGGGUCCCGUGUUUUUCUCGGUCUUUGAGUAUGGAUGGGGUGCGUGCUUCCUUUGGGGUUGGGGUCGGUGUGCAUGGACGUGCGUGCGUGGAGCCGUGGCAUGACCAACUACCUCUUGCCACGGGUUGCUCCGGUUUAUUUAAUUUCAUCUCAGGUCUAGAAAAUGGAAGUUUCCAUCCCUCGGAAACACACUCAAAGUGACUUGAAUUUCCAGGUGUAUUUUGCGUUGA